This is a messenger RNA of Fusarium fujikuroi IMI 58289, 1317 nucleotides long. RefSeq lists its product as uncharacterized. NCBI's taxonomy places the organism in Eukaryota, Fungi, Ascomycota, Sordariomycetes, Hypocreales, Nectriaceae. The record is from RefSeq and is a predicted model, not a curated record. The transcript has 4 exons. Bases 1 to 1317 code for a protein of 438 amino acids.
AUGGCAGAGAUGGGGAGAUACUUUUCGAAGAAGAACGGCGUUCGGGUCAUCACAGGACCGGGACAUCAGAAAAGAGGUGCUGAAGAUAUGGUUCUGGGGGACCAGAACUUUGGAGACUUCCAAGAGCUGUGCAAGCGCAGUGCGGUUCUUGUCUGCUUCAUUAACAGAUUUAUCAUGAAGCCUGGAAUCUCAGAUAUUCCAAAGGUUAAGAAACGUCUGAGAGUCUCGAGCUUAAUGUUCCGAUCGCUCAUGGCCGCCUUCGACACUUCUCCGUGCUUUGUAUCAUCUAUGAUCAGCGGAGACAUAUUGACAGGGUUAGGAACUCGAUUAGUAUGUGGGAAGAAUGAAAAGCAGGCCCUGUCCUUUUGGUACACACUCCCUGUGCGUACUGCAACCCCAUGCUUUGAUGAAGAGGGAACGCAUGCGCUCAGUGUCAUUGUAAGUAAUCAGGUGGAUCCUAAUGGUUAUCUACACUUGGCGGAUAUCAAGCACGAUAUCCGUCCUUCCAAAAUUGGCGUGUACUCUUGGCAUGAUGGCACGCUCUCUAGAACAGUGAUUGUUGACUUUCAAGACGGUCGACUACAUGCAAUUGCGGAUGAGCCUUACAGAAAGAUCAAAGAGAUGAUCGGGCGAACUGCUGACUAUGGACCGUUGGACUCGCACAUCGCCCUGCUUUCGAGUUCUGCAAGAUGGUGGAAUCAUGCGCUUACACAGCUGAAAAGGCAGUUGGCCCAUUUUGUGCGUAUAGUUGAGCGCAACAAGGGCGCAGUAGUUGACUGGUCACAGGAACUGAAAUUACUCGAAGACAAUGCGCAACAGCUCACAUCGCCGAGUAUCGACUUUGAAUGCCGUGCCCGACACUUGGCGAUAAAAAAGUCUCUACACUCUACGAUGUCUCAUCUUCAAAGAUAUAAGACUGACCUUGGAGCAAUUGAAGAGAUACUAGCUGAUUUGCAAGUGGUAUCCAAGAAGCUCUAUUCAAUCAAGGAGUUGGCAUUGUCAAAAGAAGAAUCCCACUCGGAAGCGGUUGAUGAGAAUAUCGCUACCAUCAGGAAGCAUAUUUCUGGUGUAAGGGCGUUUUUGUUCGAACUUGAGGUAAAGACAGAGGCAAUCAUGGGCCUUCUGUCAGACGUUGUCAAGUCUCGGAAUGAUAUGCUGAUGGUGAACAACGGCAGCAUGGUCCGAAAGCUGCUCAAAUCAGCUAGGAAGCAAAGCAAGGCAUCGCAGACUAUGAUGAGGGAAUCCCAGAGGAUGGCAUCGGAUAUGAGGAAAGACAGUGUUUCUAUGAAGACAGUAUGUAUCAUUCAAACUGCUUAG